Pterocles gutturalis (yellow-throated sandgrouse) is the source of this 2587-nucleotide messenger RNA. RefSeq names its product methyltransferase like 14 (gene METTL14). The record is from RefSeq and is a predicted model, not a curated record. Gene Ontology annotation, cellular component: RNA N6-methyladenosine methyltransferase complex; nucleus. Lineage: Eukaryota; Metazoa; Chordata; Aves; Pterocliformes; Pteroclidae. The transcript is spliced from 10 exons. The annotation marks the transcript as partial. Gene Ontology annotation, molecular function: mRNA binding.
UUGGGAGCUGAGAACGCGGACAGCAUCGGUGCAGUGCUGAACAGCAAAGAUGACCAGCGGGAGAUCGCAGAGACAAGAGAAACGUGCAGGGCUGCUUAUGAUACUUCUGCACCAAAUGCAAAACGGAAAUACCCAGAUGAGGGGGAAGCUGAUGAGGAAGAGAUUGAAGAAUAUAAGGAUGAAGUAGAGCUGCAGCAAGAUGAAGAGAACCUGCCUUAUGAAGAAGAGAUUUACAAAGAUUCCAGUACCUUUCUUAAGGGUACUCAGAGCUUAAAUCCACACAACGAUUACUGCCAACACUUUGUGGAUACAGGACACAGACCCCAGAACUUCAUCAGAGAUGUUGGCUUAGCAGAUAGGUUUGAAGAAUAUCCAAAACUUAGAGAGCUCAUCAGGUUGAAGGAUGAGCUGAUAUCUAAAUCUAACACUCCUCCCAUGUACUUACAAGCAGACUUGGAAGCUUUUGAUAUUAGGGAACUGAAGUCCAAAUUUGAUGUGAUUCUCCUGGAACCACCACUGGAAGAAUACUACCGAGAGACUGGCAUUACUGCCAAUGAAAAAUGCUGGACCUGGGAUGAUAUAAUGAAAUUGGAAAUUGAAGAAAUUGCAGCCCCAAGGUCAUUUGUGUUUCUAUGGUGCGGUUCAGGCGAGGGUCUGGAUCUUGGCCGAGUGUGCCUACGCAAAUGGGGUUACAGAAGAUGUGAGGACAUUUGUUGGAUUAAAACGAAUAAGAACAAUCCAGGAAAGACCAAGACCCUGGAUCCCAAGGCUGUUUUCCAAAGAACCAAGGAGCACUGCCUUAUGGGCAUUAAAGGAACUGUGCGUCGCAGUACAGAUGGUGACUUCAUCCAUGCUAAUGUUGACAUUGACCUGAUCAUCACAGAAGAGCCUGAAAUUGGCAACAUAGAAAAACCUGUAGAGAUCUUUCAUAUUAUUGAGCAUUUCUGCCUUGGACGACGACGCCUUCAUCUUUUUGGAAGGGACAGUACAAUUCGACCAGGCUGGCUGACCGUAGGACCCACCCUCACAAACAGCAAUUUCAAUGCAGAAACGUACUCUUCAUACUUCACAGCUCCAAAUUCCCACCUGACCGGCUGCACUGAAGAGAUUGAGAGACUUCGGCCAAAGUCGCCACCACCCAAGUCCAAGUCUGACCGGGGAGGUGGUGCUCCGAGGGGAGGAGGAAGAGGUGGGACGUCAGCAGGCCGAGGAGAAAGGGGCAGAGAGAGGAACAGAACUAACUUUCGGGGUGAGAGGGGUGGCUUCAGAGGGGGACGAGGAGGUACCCAUAGAGGAGGCUUCCCCACCCGCUGAUGACUCUUAGGUAAUUGCUUCCUACCCCACUCCUAUGCCUCAUCUCUGAAUCUUUUUCUUACUCUUGUUUUUGCUAAAGUGAAUUAUUCUGGGGACUCAAGUUAGAUGACUUUUUAAAUUGUUUUUGGUGCAAGCAGUUACAGAUAGUCUGCCUUCCAGUGAGCGGCUUGGCACGUCACCUCACCUGGCAGGCAGGAUCCUGCCCCUGACAGCACCGAACUCAGCCUCCUGGCGGCUUCUGUUUGUCAAAGCAGAGAGCACCAUCUGCUCAAACUAUGGAUAGGAUUGAAGUGAAGAUACUUGCUCUUCCCUUACAAAACUUGCAAGUUGUGGGCUUUUUUUUAACUGUUAUUUUCUCCAAAACAUGGAUUUCUCUUCCUUCUUUGUAGGUCCAGGUUUGGACUGACUUGGAUUAAUAUGAUGGAAUGGGCAUGAAAUGCAGUUCUGAAUUGCAUGGCCAUAGCAGUCUUACUCUCUUAUUCAUGGAAGAAAAAGUGCUGUGUCUAUAUUGACACCUAUUUUAACUUCUUUUAAACCAAGGAGCAAAUUGAAUAAAUAGAAUUCUAUUUUUUCUUAUUUGGUUUAAAUUUCCCAAAUUAUUCCUGGGAAUAGGGAACAAGUUUAUUUUUCAUUUGUUGUGUACAUGCACUCACUUUUCAUGUCUGUAGUGCAGAGAAUGGUAAUUCUGUGCAGUCGCGUGUUGUGCUUCAUGGAAAGCAAGAAGUUGUGCGUUUAUAUGCAGUCCAGAACUUAUACAUUGCUCUGGAUUGCUUGAGUGGGGAUUUUCACCCAGUGUCUGUCUGUAACAGCCUUGUUCUUUGUAGGGAUAAGCAGUUUUAUUGCAGAGCAAUUGCAAUGUAAGCAGUAGGAAGACCUCGCUGGAGGUCGUAUUGGAAAUGUGAGGUGAUGGUGUCAGAGUGAGUGCUUCCUGAACGGUGAUCUCCUGGAUAACGAGGGCACAGUAAUUGACCUGAGUGUUUUGCUUUGCCUGUGGGCAUUCCGCGCAUGGGAAAUAGAUGGUUGGUGAUCAGCUCCAGAGUGCAGUGUGAAAGGAAGGCGGGUUCGCUUUGGUAUGUACUAUAUUUGCUUUUAGCAGAAUGAUGACUCUGAACUUCCUGGUCAGUACUUGGCAGACUGAACAAACCUGGCGGUUGAAGUCUCAGAUUCUUCAGUGUAGGUUUUUGAUCAUUGGUUUUAAGUCUCAUAAUGUUUCUCUGUUGAAGCCUAGUUUUUAAAUAACUGUCCUGUAAAGUAGUGGAUGAUUAAACUUGUU